UGAAAAAGAACGGUCGAAAUCCACCGCGCGGGCACGGGGCACGAGACCAACCACGCAUUCUAGCGCCACCGAACAAGCUGCAACAGCAGCAGCGUGGCAACGCCACGUGUCUCGUGGGCCCCAACCCCCGUACUCACUCGCUCUCACUGACACGUAUGGCCCACGACGCGCAAAAGCGCCAACGUGGGGGGCCCACCCCCAGACGCUGCCGUCACGCGACGACCCCAUAAAUAAAAACAUCUCGUCGCCGCCGUCGUCCGCCCCAGAGGCUGCGGCUUCACUAGAGAGAGAUGGUGAACGGCGAGCCUCUCUGGCACGGCGUCCGCCAUGGCGGCGGCGGCGGCGACGCUAGGAAGCAGCACCACCACCACCACCAGCUCAGUCACGGCUUCGGCGCCAAGGAUGCCUCUGCGUCCUCGCCGUGGUCGUCGUCCGACGGCCUGUGGACCGACGGCCUCGUCUGCGCCUUCGAGUUCGUGCGCGGCGGCGGCGGCGCCCAUGGCUUCGUUACCCCGGCCAACUUGUGCCGGAGCAAGUGCUGCUCCUUGCUGCAGUCCAAGGACCUCGCCGUCCAGGACCGCAGGAGAUCACUCGCGGCCAAGAUCGGAGACAACGGCGACGAACCGAGGCCGCCGACAGUGGCGCCGGCGGAGAGCUUGUGGGCGCCGAUCGGGUGGAGGAGGAUCACGCAGCUGGUGGGGAUGGUGGGAGGGGACGCCGCGGCGUGGCACGACGACGGGCAGAGCAUGAGCCUCAUGGAGCACGACGGCGGCGGCGACGAGCAGUGCGACGACAUCACCGUCGCCGACGUCGCCGCGCCGUACUGGCAGAGGGCGGCGGGGCCCACCUGGUGGUGCCACGUGGCGGCGGGGCACCCGGCGGUGGACGCGUGGCUGGCCGCCGCGCGGUGGCUCCACCCGGCGAUCUGCGUGGCGCUCAGGGACGAGAGCGUGCUCAUCAGUGAGAAGAUGAAGCAUCUGCUCUACGAGGUCCCUGUAAGAGUUGCAGGAGGCUUGCUAUUUGAACUGUUGGGGCAGUCGGUUGGUGAUCCAGCUCGUGACGAAGAAGACAUUCCAAUUGUGCUCCGUGCUUGGCAAGCUCAAAAUUUUCUGAUAACUGCACUUCACGUGAAGGGAUCUGCACCAAACGUUAACGUCAUUGGAGUUACUGAAGUUCAGGAGCUUCUUUCUGCCUGUGGAAGUACAGGUACAGCUCCUAAAAAUAUUCAGGAAGUUAUAGCACAUUUGGCUUCACGGCUUGCCCGAUGGGAUGACAGAUUGUGGCGUAAAUAUGUCUUCGGUGCCGCUGAUGAAAUAGAACUUAAAUUUGUAAACAGGCGAAAGCAAGAAGAUUUGAAACUGUUGUGCAUGAUAUUUAACCAAGACAUUAGAAGAUUGGCCACUCAGGUUAUCAGAGUGAAAUGGUCACUGCAUGCUAGGGAGGAGAUAAUUUUUGAGCUGCUGAAGUAUCUAGGAGGCAGCACCACAAAAUCAUUACUUGAAGCGAUAAAGAAAGACGCAAGACAAAUGAUUGAAGAGCAGGAGGCAGUUCGUGGCCGGCUCUUCACCAUCCAAGAUGUGAUGCAGAGCACCCUCCGUGCUUGGUCACAGGAGAAGAGCCUUCGCAUUACGCAUAACCUGACAAUUUUCGGUGGGUGUGGCUUGGUUCUGUCCAUCAUCGCCGGAUUGUUCGGAAUCAAUGUUGAUGGGAUACCAGGAGCUGAGAACACUCCCUACGCUUUCGCGCUAUUCUCCGCGCUGCUUUUCUUGGUAGGACUCCUGCUGAUCAUCGUGGGGAUAGUCUAUUUCGGACUGCAGAAGCCGAUCAGCGAUGAGCAGGUCCAGGUGAGGAAGUUAGAGCUCCAGGAACUGGUCUCGAUGUUCCAGCACGAAGCCGAGACACACGCCAGGGUGAAAGAAGGGGUCUUGAGGACUGACUUGCCUCCCAGAGCUGCCGAUCUCAUAUGUGAUGAUAAUGGUGAUUCACGUCUCCUUGUUUGUGACUGUUGAAGUUGAAAUAGCCAAUAGGUCUAGCUGCUUUGGGUCUUCAGUUUUUUUUCCCUGUUUUUAGCUUCAUUUCCGUUUUGCAUGGUCGAGCACGAUCUGGGCUCUCUCGCCUUCCCGGAUCUUGCGCAGUUAAGCCGGACUCUCGUCGCGCGCUUAUGUAGGAGUCCACUACAUUUUCAGUUGUAAUUCCCUUAUUAGUAGUCCAAUGAAAUAAUCAGAAAAAGCUGCAGCUUCGCAGCACCAAAAAAA
Messenger RNA from Oryza sativa Japonica Group (Japanese rice), 2255 nucleotides. RefSeq lists its product as uncharacterized. NCBI's taxonomy places the organism in Eukaryota, Viridiplantae, Streptophyta, Magnoliopsida, Poales, Poaceae. Gene Ontology annotation, cellular component: membrane. Gene Ontology annotation, biological process: metal ion transport; transmembrane transport. Gene Ontology annotation, molecular function: metal ion transmembrane transporter activity. The record is from RefSeq and is a predicted model, not a curated record.